Acanthopagrus latus (yellowfin seabream) is the source of this 5014-nucleotide messenger RNA. It is a transcript of the gene fam131bb, whose product is annotated as family with sequence similarity 131 member Bb. The record is from RefSeq and is a predicted model, not a curated record. The transcript has 10 exons. Lineage: Eukaryota; Metazoa; Chordata; Actinopteri; Spariformes; Sparidae. The coding region runs from base 443 to 1696 and encodes 417 amino acids.
CGCUGAUAAAGCUGCCCUUUCGACAGCCGAUAGUGCAGAGGUGUAGCGGCCACAGCGAGCUCAGAGGACAGAGAGAUGAACGUGCCCACGUGGAGCAUUCUACUGCUGGGCGGGGCCCCCAACAGUGCCAGCCAGCUGCAAACAUCAGGUCGUGACUGAAGUUUGGAUCAGGCAGGGAGAAGGCAGCUCUGGGGUCCAGUCAGUCUGGAGGUCAAGACCCAUCUCGACCCUUUCUGUAGAUGGUCAUGUCUCCAGGCCCCCAGUUUGUGAAAGAAGUGUCGUGUCGUACUGUCAUCUCUGAGCCCAAACAGAGACGGCAUGUUCCAGGCUGUGCAGCACUCCCCUUUGCAAGGAAAUUAACUCACUGACACAUCAAAUCAGUGCAGUGUCCCUUUAAGCGGCAGAUGGCGUGCCAGUCCAGAAGGAUGGGGAGCAGCUGUCUAUGGAAGACACCACAUCAAUCCUGCCUCGGCUCAAGAGGAACUCAAACGCCUACGGCAUCGGCGCUCUGGCUAAGUCUUCUCUGUCAGGUGUGUCAGGGGUGAGCCGCACCAUGAAGGAAAGAGUGACCAAGCCUACGGCCAUGGCGCAGGGUCGUGUCGCCCACAUGAUCGAAUGGCAGAACUGGGGCAUGCAGACGGUGGGAGCAGGCGGCAUCCCGGCAGCCCGCAUCACGACCCAGGAGCGGGAAAAGGAGCGGCGGCUGGAGAACGAUGCCUACAGUGACCUCAGUGACGGGGAGAAGGAGGCUCGUUUCACAGCAGGCAUCCUGCAGCAGUUUGCGAUCUCGGAGGCAACACUCCUGGCCUGGUCAUCGAUGGAUGGAGAGAGUCCGCGGUCGGGCUCAAACCAGGGCAGCGUGGCCCACCUGAGCGAGGUCAACCAGGAGAGCAUCACCAGUCGAGAUCAGAUAUUGCAUCACUCCUCAGCAGAGGUGUGGCCUCACACGUACGUGUCCCAGGGCCACUACUGCCUCUCCUCCUCCGAUGCCUGGGAGCCGAUCAACACCGAUCCCUCCGUGGUGGCGACUCCCCCUGCUGGCUCCUACGUUAUGGGGACUGAAGGGUUUGACGGCCAGGCGGCGGCCCACUUCCUGUCGCAGCAACAGCAGCAGCAGCAGUUCACUCUUCAGCAGCAGAGUCAACUACAACAGCUGCAGCAGAUCCAGCAGAUCCAGCACUACCAGCAACAGCAGCUCCUGCAGUAUCAGCAACAACAGUCGCUGGAGCACAGGCUGCACAGUACCAACCACUCUUUGCAAGCGACGCCUAACAGCACCAUACACAGUCUGGUCCAUUCCGCUCACCCACCAUUGGUCGAUCUGUGGAACACGGGCCAGAUGGAGGCCUAUCAGACGGAGGCUGGCGGCUACAUGGGUGUGUCGGCGGUGGUGGAGCCGAGCCUCUGCGUCCCCUCUGGAGACGAGAUGGUGGGAACAGAACAUUCGCCGCUACUGGAGCAGCAGGAGGAGGAGGAGGAUGUCAAGGAGGACGAGGGGACACUGUGCAUGGAGCCAGAGUCGGCCACGCUGACCCCGCCCACGCAACAAGGGGUUGCCUCUGGAGGCAGUAGUCCGGGGCAACCACCGGCAGAGCUAUUCACAGAGGGGAAGGCCUCCGACGUCACCUCCGGCCUCGCUCAGACGCGAGAGGAGAGGGACGAGGAGGGGCCAGACGCUUCCGUGGCAACCAACUGAGUUCCUGGCUGUCAAGAGACUCCUUCUUACAAACUGACUGGGGAGUCAGCGAGGAAUGACAAAUAAUACAAUAUAUAUCUAUUAAUCUGUUCCUUUUCAGGUAUCAAAAACACCACUUUUUUGGUUGCGAGAUGAAUUCUUAAAAAUGGUGGGAAACAGUUCUGGAAGUGGACUCAUAGUGAGACAGGAGCUGAUGCAACAAAGGACACCUAUUAUUAUUGAAAGCCUUACAUCCCAAAGGUAACGGAGACACUGAGGUGGAGGUGGAGGAGGAGGAGGAGGAAAAGGAGGGGGAACACCAACUGUCCAAGUCAUUUCCAUCAGGGGGAAUGAAACCAAGUUGAGAUGAAGAGGAGGGGAACGGAAACAUGCAUGCUUUUUAUGAAGACAAGCAACUCGACCCUGUCAUCGUCUUAUAAUAAUAAUGAAAAUCUAUCAUAAUAAAACGUUAUAAGAAUAAUUUUGUAAUAAAGCAACAAAAAGGAUGAGACAAAAAUCUAUGUAUAAGUGUAUGAUAAGAUAUAACGGUUUUCCUCCGGGGGAACUACUCUGUUUACAGCUGUCACUCAACAUAUUAGUGUUUAAUCAAAUUAAUUUCCCCGUUGCAUCGAAACACCCACAGUAUACUUUAAUAACGGCAACCCAGAUGAUCUCACGUGUAAUUCAAGUAGGCUCCGAAAAUGUCAGCGUUUCAGUGAAACGCAGAUUAACCCUCUAAAAUGAAUCCUUCUAUGACGUUGUGGCACCAGGAUGCCCGAGGCACAACCCAGGGACAGGCCCUUCCUGCACACACUGAACUCUGCACAGAUAAGGAUUGUACUGUAAGAUAGUGUGCUUCCUACUCUGUCUCUCUGUAUGCAUGUUUCUUCAGAGCACUAUGGAGUACCUGUACUAUACAGCACUGUAUAGACUUUGCACUGAACCAUAGUUUCCAAGGUGGGCCCGUGAGCGGCGCGUGAAAUAAAAAAAAAAGACAGAGCUGCAUAAAGCGAAUCUCUUUUGCACUGAUGCAAUCCAACAGAUCAGAGGUUGCCUUUGGACGGUUGAUGUUAACCCCAGAACCCACUCUGAAAGCUUUCAGCAACCAAAACCGAGCCACUUAACAACACAAAACCCUCAGCUGCUUUUCUCCAUAGACGUAGUCGCGGUAAAUUGAGGAUGAUAACCACUAUCUGAAUGUACUGGAAGACGGACGGACGGACGGCAGUACAUGAGCGGUGUGUUUUUUUGUUUUGUUUUUUUUUGGAUGUCUCCACUUGGGACAGAAUCAGACAAAGAUAAACAAGUGAGGCUUUUAAAACGUGUGGGAGGGAGCCGUUGGAAAAUAGAUGCUUGCUCACCACAGCUGCACACACACAAACACACACACACACACACACACACACACAAAUAUCUAAAUUGUAACCAGCAAUAGGCAGGCGAAACACUGGCUUCCCAACUGCCCAGUGUCAGCCCUGUCAUAUAGAUGUAAAUAGAGUAUAUAAGAAUCGCCUCUCACCUACAGUCACAACUGUUCUACUACAGUAUGAUUUCUUUAUUUUUUUACACGUUCUCAGUCCCGCUUUAUUUUGGGAUUGCUCUCGAGCUCACACUUUUUCGGCCUGAUUUAUUUUUUUGCUGUUGCUGUUGUUUUUCCUCAUGUGUACCGUCACUCAAAGGCAAAGGAAACAGAGGAAUGUUGUGUUGUAAAUAGAGCCGAUCGCUCCAAGUCCGAGAACAGUAGUAGGUCUGAGCCGCACGGGAUGGGAGAUUACAGCCCGUGCGCCGCUCAAUCAGCCAAUCAGGGAAUAGGACAGAAGACUGGGGACUGAACACUAGAGCCGAAAAACAGAUCGGUGUCUUCCUGCUUGUCGUGAUUACUGUGAAGCAGCUGCCUGGAGCGUGAUAGUGAUUAUUAAUGAUGUUUGAGGAAGCAUGUUUUCAUUUUAUUUUUUGUUAGUUUUUCGUUCGCCUGAGGAAGGAUGGGUGUUUCCCAGUGACAAGGAAGAGGAGGAGGAGGAGUUAUAAGUCAAGAACUCACUGACAGACUUUACAACAACAACACACCACCAGUUUUCAUCUUUUCUCUGUCGGGAGCACCUUCUCCUCCCACUUUGAUGAUUGUGUGAGAAACUUUCUAUAUAUAUAUAUAUAUAUAUAUAUAUAUAUAUAUAUAUAUAUAUAUAUAUAUAUAUGUGAUAUUAAAAAACAAUUUAUUGACUUGAAUGAAUUUUAUUUAUUGAUUGCUUCUUUAUGCAAUGUUGGGGGACAAUGUUUAUUUUUCUACUGACUUCUAAUCCCUUCCAGUAUAAGUUAGAAUAGGUGUCAUGGUCUUAAAGUUAUCCUGUUUCGUGGUUUCGAGCACUUUAACACCAAGAAAGGAAAAAAAAAAAAAAAAAACACACCCCGACACCUUGUUGAGAGAUUAGAGGUGGGUAGUUUGGCAGCUCUCAAUUAUAAACAAACCUAUCAUCAUUUUAUUUCACUCCAAGGACCCCUGCUUAGUGACUCGAGAGGGCUCAAAACUGCAAAACAGAAUGUCUUUACACAAUGGCACAUAUUCAUUUAUUUAUUGAACAAUUACUUGGCAGGGAGGAGUAAUGUGACAGCUUGUACAGAGUCUAUACUUUCAUGUAGGUAACAGCCCUUCUGGGAGCAGUAUCUUUUUCUUUUUAUGAGUCAACUCGGCUUUAAAGACAUAAUGUUGUGGGAAGACCGACGCUUUAUAUUCGCUGAUUGCAACAACCGCAAGGCUAAUUUGGCUUAAAAAAAAAAAAAAAAAAGAUCACAAGAGGAUAAAAAAGAAACUGCUUCAAUUUGGGUGAUCUUAUUGCUUUUCUUUCCUUUUUUUGUUUUUGUUUAUCAAAAUCGCAAUGAAUGAAUAAACUAAUAACAAGAAGCCAAAUAUAUUUCUGUGGAUGUUAAGGUUUACUGAUCACAUCUUUGUUAACAAACGACUGGUUUGCGAUUGAGUUCCUCUUUUUGUAUGAUUCUACUGCCAUUCUUCCAAGAGUAAACGGUAACUUCUCUGCAGGCAUGAUGCUCAAAAAUCUGCUUCUGGUCCUCUGCCUUUCUCCUUCGACUCGCUUUCUCUUUCUAUCUCUUUGUAUCUGUUCUGUAUAUUCGUGUCCGUCUGUAUGUCUUUCUGUCUGUCAGUGUACAGUAAGUUGUCUGCUGUCUUGUUGGAAGAAUCACUGCCUGAUGAAAAAAAAAAAUAAAAAAAUUUACGUUUUCACAUCAACCAAAGGGGAUUUGAGGCAAUCAGACAUGUAACAUAGAUAUAAUUUGGAAAUGUGUCGCAAAACAGGUAACCGCUGUAAAAAAAAAAAAAAAAAAAAA